AUCUGAGCGGAGUGGACCUUCCUAAAAGCAACACUGUCGUGUGUUGCUGCCCUCUACGUUCGUUGGUAUACACUAACCUCGCAUGUUGUGUGAGUGAUAAGUACCGUACCGUUUAUCCUUUCAUGCAAAGAUCAAGAGGAAUUAGCCCAGUUCCGCGGAGAAACUCGAAAAUGGCUGUCUGUGUUGCUGUCAUAGCUAAAGAGAAUUAUCCACUCUACAUACGUACGAUUCCAACAGAGAAUGAGCUGAAAUUUCAUUAUACUGUCCAUACAUGUCUAGAUGUGAUAGAAGAAAAGGUAUCAUCAGUGGGAAAGAGCAGCACUGACUUGAGAGAGCUCUACCUUGGGCUUCUUUAUCCCACAGAAGACUACAAGGUUUAUGGCUAUGUCACCAACACAAAAGUCAAGUUUGUCAUUGUGGUGGAAUCCUCGAACACGCAGAUGAGGGAUAAUGAAAUCAGGAAUAUGUUCAAGACGUUACACAAUGCUUACGUAGACAUGCUUUGCAAUCCAUUUUACACUCCAGGAGAAAAUGUCAAAUCAAGGGCAUUUGACAGCACUGUCAACCAGAUGAUGAAACAGGACUGAAGUGUGUGUUGAUCAGAAACACCCAUGGUGACUACAUCUUGUCCAGCAAGGAGCUUGAACAUUGAUGAUGCAAACGAUAUCCUCUCGUUACCUGAGAAAUCAGAAGAGAUCCAUAGAAACAUCAAAGACUCAAGGAAUAUUCUGGAAGCACCUGCAUAUUUAUACUCGGAAGUUAUCUACUGGUUCUACUUCUUCCCUUUCCAUGACUGGAGUGCUUCAGCCACAUCAGUGACCCAUACAGAAAUGCGAACAACAUGGCACUUCAGGACAGGAAUGAAGUUGACUGAACCAAACUACACUCAAAAGCUGGGUUUGUGGACUUUGUAUGCAGGGAUAGAGUUGAAGCCUGCCUCAAGGCCACAUUUUGCCGAGUCAAGUGUACAAAUUCUAUGGAAGAAAGGUCUUCAGUGGCCUUAUGACUCAUGAAAUCCUGGCCUCGACCCCAUCCCCGUUUGUGUGUUUCGUAAUAUUCAAAUGUGAUGAUACAAGUUGUGCAAUGCUUAGUUAUAUAAUGAAAAGGCAUUACAUGAACAUGUCUAUGAAGUUUUGCAGGACCUCAUGAAUGACUGAACAAUUUUCUUGCCAUCUUGAUAAACUAAUGACAGCUUUUUCUAAUCUCUUUCAAUUUGAAUAAAUUUAUGGCAAGUAGUAUACAAUGGCAAUAUCACUUAAGGACAUUCCACAGUUACAGUGUAUGUUUGUGCGCAUCAUGAUCUGUGCAUAUUUUACGCUAUGCGCAUUGACAUCGUAAUGGAUGAACAGGUGAUUAAUCAGCUAUAGGUACAACUAGGUAUCAACUGAUUUUUCACAUGAUCUACAUUCUAUCUGCACAUCCGAUGUGAUAUUUGUAAAGCUAAUUAGCGGAAUAUAAUCCAUGGACCAAUGUUUUUUUAAUACCACUACAAUUUCUGAAUACUUUACUCUGAAGCGCUGCAAAGUAUGACGGAAAUGACCUCGAGUUCAAAUAAAUGGUAGAUUGCUUUGGAAUUUUUCCUCACAUAGAAACAAAGCCUAAAUGGCACGUUUUUUGGUGUUUUAAAUAGCACACUUGCUCCAACAAAAGUGCUGAUAGUGUGAAAACAAGCACAUGAACCCCUAUUUUUUUAUGUUUACACCGCUUGAGUACACCUUCCACUACAAGCUUGCAAAUUUUUGUGAAAAUGACAUGGAUCUUGAAUAAAGUGCAGCAUUUAUUGUACUUCUCAGAUUUGUAAUAGAAAUUUCAACUGUUUGAGAUUAUGUUUUUGUCAUCUUUCACAUCAUUUGAAAGAAAUGAAGGUAAUACUAGCCAUAAAAGUGCAGACGAAUAGCAAUAUGAAUGAAUUCUCCAUCAUUAGUGUACAAUUCUGAACUAUACUGUAAAAUUUGAUGAAACUUAAAUGAAUUUUGACUUGCCUAAUAAAGGUUAACUUCAACGUAGUGAUCUCGUGGGGUUUAAAGAUAUCAAAUUCUAAUGAAUGCACAAUUCUCAAGAACUUCCAAUUGGAUGAACUUCAAAGCGCAAUAGCAAAAUAUCAAGCACUUGAACUCAUGGUCGUUCUUGCAUAUUUGAAAUAUUCGGGUUCUAAAGUAACUCUGUGAAAAAUUUGGUGAAAAUGACAUGGAUUUCAUUUUAACUGUGGAACGUCCUUAAUUUAAAACUUCAGCAUAUAUGAAAACAUUCACAAAUGUGAUCAAGGAAUCCAUUUGACUUGUCAUAUUUUGAUAAAUCAUAAAUUCAUGCCUAACUUAACAGCUUUAUGAAAUGGGCCUCUGGUAAUACUGGCCCUGUCUGGUGCAUGUUAUUAAUUAUUAUUGUAUAUAUUCACAACAAAUUAUCUUGGGUACCAGAACGAAUACAUUGAAUGAUUUUAGUGUAACUUAUGUGUACAAAAGAGUUAUGAUUUUUUUUUAUGUUACUGUCCAUUCUGAGUUCUUUUCAUUUCUAUGUGAGAUCUUCCUGUUCUCCUAGGGGAGUGAUUGUAUACCUCUCAACCAAUUUUUCUCCUUUAUAUCAGAUAUCUUCAAGUUCAGUGUUUGUAAGUCCUUCUCCCAAACUGUGCUAUAUGUGUCUGAAUACAUCUAGACUAAAUAAAUCAUGUUGCAUUGUAUUUGCUAAAGAUAGGCAGUGAUUUAUUAUAUGCCCAGGCUACAAACCAGUCUCAACAAGGAAUAUGGGGGGAAAAGUGGCACUUGUCUGAUAUAUUUUCUACAUCAUGGGCAAUUCAAUAAAAUAAUCAACCUUUUUGUACAUCCAACUGAACCCCCAUUUUUCUCAAGUUUUAAUUCACCUCAUAAACUGACCAAGUCAUGAUCAUUUGAGAGCAUUAAGGACUGUCAAAAGAACCAGAAAUCAGAGACAGAAUGUUUCAUGAAUGACCUACAAACAUCGGGUCGGACGUACAUAUUUAUGGAAUUGCCCGAAUAAAGUAUUUUAUCAUUUUAGUUUUAUAUCAAUUUUAGUUUGGUUGUUUACCUAUUCCAACUGACAAAGUCACUAUUCAUUUUAAGACAAAAUACAGUGGAAAAUAGUGGAAAGAGUGAUGCUCUAUUUCGAAAGUGUUGAAACUUGAAAAGUGCACUAAUACUAUUAAAAUAAUUCAAUAAUUUUAAUGUUUUAUCAAUUGUGCUUUGGACCAUUUAAAUAACACUAUCCACCGAGACAAAUAUUAGAAUAAUGGCAAGACAUACUCUACAUAUAUUUCCAGUUGAAAGUUACCUAUUCAAAUAAUUUCAAUAUUGAAUUGUACUUUGGUUGGAACCCGUGUCUGAGAUAUGAAAAGAAUCAUUUAGUUGUAUUUAAAACCUUAUGCAUACAUAAAAUGCGUAUGUAAAUCAAGCACAUAUUGGAGUCACAUUGCUACUUUUUUUAAAGUAAAUGAAGUGUCUGAAACUCUUUUGUCCAUGUUUCACAUAUUCUGUUGUAGACACUCAUCAAGUUAAAAUGUAAUUUAAACUGUUCAAGAAAUCUGAAAAUCAAGAUACUUUUGAAAAGAAAGUUCCAAGGCCAAUUGCUAUUCCCUACACAUUGACAUUAGUAUACUGUUGUAAGCUUUAAAAAAUUCAUCUUGGCAUGAAGUCGAUUAAAAAAAUGAAAAAUGGAAGAAAUUGGUAAAGAUUUAGCGGAAAUCCAUCAAAGAUAGAUAGAAUUAUGGAUUUUUAAGAUUUUGUUUUGAUGUCACACGUGAGCAGAACCCUCUGUUAUGUGAUUAUCAUUUGAAUUCCAGAAAAUUGAGAAUGAUUGUACUACAAGUGCAUUCAUUACAUCAACAGACAGUUCAUUUCGUUUUCACUUUUAAAGAAAAUAUUAGUCACUGUAAACCCUUAGAAAGUGGGAAUUAAUAAAUUAUGGAAUUUACAGUCCCAAAUGUAUAA
Molecule: messenger RNA, 3941 nt
Organism: Lytechinus pictus (painted urchin)
Lineage: Eukaryota; Metazoa; Echinodermata; Echinoidea; Temnopleuroida; Toxopneustidae
Product: trafficking protein particle complex subunit 2-like protein
Exons: 4
Coding region: 123-587 (154 amino acids)
Biological process (GO): endoplasmic reticulum to Golgi vesicle-mediated transport
Cellular component (GO): TRAPP complex; nucleus; cytoplasm
Source: RefSeq, a predicted model, not a curated record